Molecule: messenger RNA, 1351 nt
Organism: Hevea brasiliensis (rubber tree)
Lineage: Eukaryota; Viridiplantae; Streptophyta; Magnoliopsida; Malpighiales; Euphorbiaceae
Product: probable carboxylesterase 9
Exons: 1
Coding region: 112-1182 (356 amino acids)
Molecular function (GO): hydrolase activity
Source: RefSeq, a predicted model, not a curated record
CAAAUUUCUAAAUUUAUAGGAGAAUAAUAUCCAAAUAAGACCCUAUCAAAUCGUUUGAAGUGGUCAAAAGAAUUUUGCAUGCACAAACUCAACUAAAUAAGAACUUGUGCAAUGACAUUCAGAGUUAACACAAAAUCAUCAAACACCUGCGACCUAAUUCCAAUAGUCUCCACGCCAACAAUGUCCAAAUUCAACCCAUACGAGCAUAUGAACAUUAGACCCAAUCCUGAUGGUACCGUUACUCGCCUGCUCAACUUCCCGGCUGCUAAAACCAACGCUGAUCCUUCCUCCGGCGAACCCAUUCUAUCCAAAGACGCGAUUAUCAACACUGAAAAAAAUACCAAGGUUCGCCUCUACCUUCCCAUCAAAUGCACUUCCGCUAUGAAACGCCUACCCGUUUUAUUUUACUUCCACGGCUGUUCUUGGGUUCAGUUCACAGCUGACAACGCUGCCCUUCACCUUGAACGUCAAUGGACUGCAGGCUCAAUUCCUGCAUUCAUCAUCCUUGUCCUUUAUAGGCUCGCCCCUGAAAGCCGGCUACCCGGCCAAUACGAAGAUGCGGAGGACUCACUUCGUUGGUUGAAACAACAGGUUUUAGAUCCCGAUGGAGAUCAAUGGAUUAAAGAUUAUGCAGACUUGUCGAGGUGUUUCCUUUCUGGGUCUGGUAACGGAGGGAAUAUCGUGUAUAACCUUGGUUUACGUGCAGUGGAUAUGGAUUUGGAUCCAAUAAAUAUUGUUGGGUUAAUAAUGAAUCAGCCAAUGUUUGGUGGGAAACAGAGGACAGGCUCAGAAUUAAAGUUUGCGACGGAUCAAUUAAUACCAUUGCCUGUGCUAGACCUGGCAUGGGAACUAGCAUUGCCAAAAGGGACGGAUCGCGAUCAUCGAUACUGUAAUCCAAUGUUGGAAGGGCCACACCAGGAAAAGAUAAAAUAUUUACCUCCAUGUUUAGUCCUUGGUUUUGGGAUGGACCCUUUGGUAGAUAGGCAACAACAGUUUGUGCAGAUGUUGUUGAAUCACGGGGUGAAAGUGGACGCUCAAUUCGAUGAGGUUGGGUUCCAUAGGAUCGAGAUUGUGGAUGCUCGAAGGAGAGUUGGGUUGAUAACUAAUAUAAAACAAUUUAUGAAUUCGCAACUUACGAAUUCGCAAUAUGCCAAUGCUAGGCGUCCAGUUUGUAACAGUUGAAAACAUGUGCUGCAGCUGCAUGCAUCAUUUUGAUAUUUCUCCAGAGAGUAUCCUCGGGGUAUAAAAUAACCAAAGGAGAGUGAGUUGUAGGGUAAAUAAGACUACUUUCAUUAGCAGAUCAGAGAGACCGCUCAUUACUUAUCCUUAUGAUCCAUCUGCUAUUUUUGAU